AUGAGUGUCCUCCCUGGAGAAGUGAGCCAGGAGCUCGACCAGUUGGUCGGGCUGUUGAUGCUGCUGGAUAACAACGUCCGGAGCAGCGCGGAGAAGACGUUGGAAAAGGAGUGGCAGCAGCUGCCAGAACAGGUGCUGAUGCUCCUCACAUUCUUGGCCGAGCGGGCCUGCGACGCCCCCGACACCACCUACCAAGCAUUUGCCGCCGUCAUGUUCCGCCGGGUGGCGAUCAAGACCCCGGAAUACCUGAGUUCGGUGGCCGACCGCACUAUCAGCUCCGUCCCCGAGCCCGUACGCACGCAAAUCCGUCGUAUUUUACUUCAAGGGUUCGUCAAGGAAAACUUGCCGAAACUGGUGCGCCACAAGCUCGCCGACGCCAUUGCUGAGAUGUCUAAGCCCGACGCGCUGCCGGCGGGGCUGUGGGCAGAGUUGGUGCCGCUGAUCCUCUACGCUACCGAGCUCCCCGACCCUAGCUUUAGGGAGAGUGCUCUUCGUAUCAUUGCCGCUGCUCCCGAAGUGGUGGAAGAUGCCGCUGAAAAAGUCGUCCAGGUGUUUAAACAAGCGUUUGAAGAUAACGACGACGAAGUGCGCAUCGCUGCCUGUCUGGCGUUUGUGGCGUUCUUCAGAGGCCUCCGUAAAUCGGAAUGGCCGCUUUUACAGACGCUUUUACCCGGUUUGCUUAAUUCGCUCCCUCGAUUCCUUGAGGCUCACCACGAUGUCGCUUUAGCCCAAGUGUUUGAGCUGUUGAUUGAACUCGUGGAAUUGGCCCCAAAGAUGUUUAGAGACAUGUUUGGUACCAUCGUCGACUUCUGCGCCACCGUGUGUAAAGACCGCGACUUGGACGAGCUGUGUCGCAUGGCCCUGCUUGAGCUCUUGACGACGUUUGCUGAGUGUGCCCCGCAAAUGUGUAAGCGAGAAGAACGGUACCCGGAUACGUUUGUGGUUACCUGUUUGACGAUGCUUACUGAAGUCGGUGAAGACGAUGACGAUGCUGCUGAAUGGAAUAAUAGCGAUGGCAACGAUGAUGAUCUGGAUGAAGACCCCAUUUACGAUGCUGCUCGUCAAGCUCUUGAUCGGGUAGCCCUCAGAUUAGGUGGGCAAACGUUAGCCGCUCCCUUGGUGCGCUACUUACCGGAAAUGGCUCAACUGAGCGAAUGGCGACAACGGCAAGCGGCUCUCAUGGCCCUUUCGCUGGCGGCUGAGGGUUGUGUCGAUGUGCUUAUGGACCAGAUCGACCUGCUUUUGGAUAUGGUGAUCCCGUUGGUGGCGGACCCCCACCCGAGAGUACAAUACGCUGGGUGUAAUGCCUUGGGGCAAAUGUCGACCGACUUCGCCAACGUCGUCCAGCUUCUGUUUGGCCACCGCAUCCUCCCGCCGCUUAUCUCUCAUUUGACCAAUAAGCUGGUGCCUCGGGUCCAGGCUCACGCUGCCGCUGCCUUAGUCAACUUCUCGGAAGCGGCACCCAAGGAAGUACUUGAACCUUACCUUGACCAGGUGCUUCUGAACUUAUUGGGCCUUUUGCAAAACCUGCCUAAGCGCUACGUUCAAGAACAAGUGCUUACCACUAUUGCCAUCAUUGCCGACGCCGCCCAGAACUUCUUCAGCAAGUACUACGACACGUUGAUGCCGCUUUUGCUCCACGAAUUGGCGCAACCAGACACCGACGAACAGACCCGUUCGUUAAAGGCUAAGUGCAUCGAGUGUCUGACGCUUAUCGCGCUUGCCGUGGGCAGAGAACAAUUCAGUGCCCACGCCCAAGAAGUGUUGGAACGCUUUGCGGCGUUGCAACAGCUGAUAGUGUCUGACGACGACCCCAUCAAACAGUUUUUGGAACAAGGGUGGUGUCGCGUGUGUCGCAUUGUCGGAAGAGAAUUCUUACAAGUUCUUCCGGAAAUCUUACCUCCCGUACUCGAACAAGCCCGUUACACUCAAGACGUGCUGUUGCUUGAAGAAGACCAGGCUGAGGAAUACACUCAAAACGACGACUGGGACGUGAUUAACUUAAGCGGUAAGCUUAUUGCCGUCCACACCCUGACGUUAGACGAUAAGGUCACUGCCUUAGACCUCCUCCGGCUGUACGCCGCUCAGUUGAAGGGGGAUUUCGUCGCCUACGUCGACGAGAUCGUCGAGCAGAUCGCCAUCCCCGCCCUCCAGUUCUACCUCCACGACGGGGUGCGGGCUCUGGCAGCACUUGCGCUUGCCCUGAUGAUGCGGCUGGCGGUCGCCGCCGACCACAACGUCGCCCAGUUGUGGCACUUGAUCAUCGUCAAGUUGGCGCAAACGAUGACCUCGGAGCCGAUGCCCGAGCUUCUCAUGGCCUACUACACCGCCGUGAUCGAUAUGGUGAACGUGGUGCCGGCCUCCAUCGUCCUGGGCGACCCUCGACUCUUGCGGGCGUUGGCCACCGCCAUCAACGGCAACUUGUUAGCUGUCUACGAGCGGAUCAAGUCGAGAGAAAACGGUGACGACGAUGACGACUACACUGAAGACGUCGCCGACCUGGACGACGAGUACACCGACGACGAAUUGUUGGACGAGUGCAACAAGUUGGUGCUGGCGUUGUUCCGUCGGGCCACCCCGUUUGCCGGCCAGUUUUUGGACGUGGCCCGUACCACGGUGACGACGUUUGUCAACGACGACAACACCCAUUUGAAGCUCUGUGGGUUGGUGAUGGUGUGUGACGUCAUCGACGCCGGCGACCGCACGGUGGACCUUGAACCUUGGUUGAUGGUCGUGGCCCAACUGGUGAUGCUGGCUCACGCCGGCGUGCGGCAAGCAGCGCUGUACGCGGUCGGUGCCGCUGCCGACCACGGCAUCGCUCCGGAUUUCUGCAUUGCUUGUCUUCAGCCGUUGUUCAAGAUGGCGCUGGUGCCCGACCUGGGAGCCGACGAGAACGUCGUCGCCACUGAAACCGCGGUGGCUGCCAUCGGCAAGAUCUUCCACGCUUAUCAUGACAAAGUGCCCCAAUUGGACACGGCAUUGCAACAAUGGGUGGGGCUCUUACCGGUGAUUCAUGACCGGGAACAGGCUCGCUUCUGCUACCAGUUCUUGGUGCUGUUGAUUCUGAGCCAACACCCGCUGGUGACCACGCAAGUGCCCAAGGUGGUCGAGCUGGUGGUGCUGGCAUUGGCCCACGGGACGUUGCUGGAGGAAGUCCAGGCGGAAGUGAUCCCGGCCGUGAGGGGUUUGUUGUCGUCGCUCCCUCAAGAGCAAGCGACGGCGUUGUUGGCUAAGGCCCCCGAAGAGGUGAGAAAGUGCAUUGGGUACUCUUAA
Messenger RNA from Diutina rugosa, 3273 nucleotides. RefSeq lists its product as uncharacterized. The transcript has a single exon. Gene Ontology annotation, molecular function: nuclear import signal receptor activity. NCBI's taxonomy places the organism in Eukaryota, Fungi, Ascomycota, Pichiomycetes, Serinales, Debaryomycetaceae. Gene Ontology annotation, biological process: protein import into nucleus. Gene Ontology annotation, cellular component: nucleus; cytoplasm. The record is from RefSeq and is a predicted model, not a curated record. Bases 1 to 3273 code for a protein of 1090 amino acids.